CUAUGCUUUUCAACUGUGAAAAAGAGUUCCAGUGCGAUGAGAAGAGAGCAGUGCUGCAUUUAUCUUUCUCUUACUUUUAAAAUACCAGCAUUUUUAUACUUCUUAUAAUAACUUUAAGGGUUAGAUUUUCUGAUUGAAUUUGAAAUGUCAGGAUUUUUAACUGCCACUUCAGAAAAGUUUAGUUUUCUUUCUUACCAGGCAUUUCAAAGAAUAAACAAAAGUGGUAAAAGUGCUGGGAAAGGCUGGAGCACAAUGAGGACAUUAACUCUCUCGCUGGGGAAAGUAAGACAAGCCCAAGAGGAAUGACAUCGUGGGAAGAAGUUGUCUUGAUACGGGACGUACAAACACCGAGAGGAGAGCAUUUUCAAAGAUGGAGGAUACAGGAGGAGAGGCGGUACAGGAUAGGAGGAGCGGAAGGACAUAAGAUGGCGUGAGGACCGAAGCCGGUGGUUGGUUUGAUCUGAGCCACGUGUGCGUCCGGCAACGUCUCUUCGCCGCUUCAUGGAUGUCGACGAAACGUUCGCUUCCUCUCCUGACGCUCUCAACAGUCCUGGAUCAGGCUGCUCAUUGGCCACAUUAUUGCAGCCUGACAGCCAACAACUGAUAACUGGAAAUAAAUGAGACAAAUGCAAACGGCACUUGAAAGAUCAAGAUCUAAUGACAAUGUCACGCUGCUCAAAAAUGUGGUUUAACAAAGAAUUCAGGCAGAAAAAUGAGCUCUACAUCCUGAACAAAUAGCAUCCAUGAAAUCUGCACUGUCACCCUGUCCAUCAUUGGCCAUGAGUGUAAUUGGAAGCUGAUAACAUGUGAUCAUCAGCACUGAGGGACCCAGGAUCCUGCUGCUAUCACACCUCAAAAAAACCUAGCCGUCUCUCUCUAUCGGGGAAAAUGGCAGAGGCAGGUUUCCGGCUCUGGACGGAGGACGAGUUCCAAGCUGCAGAUUUUCUGACGUCACAGGUCGCAUCACUCAAUCUCUUGGAUGAGAAGACCAACCAAACAGGUGAUAAACCCAAACUCCAUUCUGCAUGCCCUCCAACAACGUCAUCCUCAUGCAGCCAAUCACAAUGGGAGACCGGAAUAUCUUCAGCUUCAUGCUCUAAUCCGUCACCAGCAGAUCGAGCAGUGUUCAUCGAGCCAAGGAUGGACAGAAAUGACAGCGAUGCUCAGUCUCCAACAGAGUUUCUGCCGGACCUUUGCACCAUCAAGGAUUCUGACAAUGAUGUCUUUCAAGACUUGGGAAACGUCAACAAGGAAGACGGAUUCCAGCCCCCUAACAUCACCAAAGUGAUGGCAGCAUGUGAUGCCUGCUCUGAGCAAAAGCAGUUGGUUGAUGCAGAGUGGUACUGGGAAAACAUUUCAAGAGAUGAAGUGAAUGGAAUGAUGAGAAACACGCCCGAUGGUACAUUCUUGGUCCGUGACGCUUCCAGCAGGAUCAAGGGAGAAUAUACACUAACAUUAAGGAAAAAUGGCUCCAAUAGACUGAUAAAGAUCUUCCAUCAUGAAGGGAGGUAUGGCUUCUCUGAGCCAUUGACCUUCCCUUCUGUAGUGGACCUUAUUCAGUAUUACCAGAACAAGUCACUGGCCCAGUACAACUCUAAACUGGACACACGACUGCUCUUUCCAAUCUCCAAAUAUAUGCAGCAGGCUGUGAUGGAGCUUGACAUUGAUGCAGUUGGAGAACGGCUCAAGGUAUUUCAGGACCAAUAUGAAGAGAAGAGCAAAGAGUAUGACCGUCUCUAUAAGGAGCUGAACCAAACAUCCCAGGAACUGCAGACGAAGCGGAUGGCUAUUGAGGCAUUCAGUGAAAUCAUUCGGAUUUUUGAGGAGGAGUGUCAAACGCAAGAACGCUACAGCAAGGAAUACAUCGACAUGUUCUUCAAAUUAGACAACAAUAUGGAGACUGACAAGAUGCAGAACAGUUCUGAAGAGUUGCAAUCAAGAGUGGAGGAAAUACACAACAGCAAGAUCAAGUUGGAGGAGGAAUUAAGGAAUAAGGUGCUGGCCCACAUGGAGGUUGACAGGAAAAUAAAUCACUUGAAGCCAGACCUCGUGCACCUCAGGAGGAUCAGAGAUCAAUAUUUGUUCUGGCUCUCUCAGCAAGGGACCAGGCAGAGCCAGAUCGAUGAUUGGCUCGGUGUGCGGAAUGAAGAAGACCCGUACACUCUGGCAGAUAAUUCGCACCAUGAGGAGAGGACUUGGUAUGUUGGAGGCAUGACCCGGAGGGAGGCUGAGGAGCUUCUAAAGGGCAAACGAGAUGGCACCUUUCUGAUCAGAGAUAGCCAAAGUCAAAGAGGAUCCUUUGCAUGCUCUGUUGUUGUGGACGGGCACGUGAAGCACUGUGUGAUCAACAGGACAUCCACAGGCUAUGGCUUUGCUGAGCCCUACAACCUGUAUUCAUCACUCAGAGAACUGGUUGUCCACUAUCAGCACACAUCUUUGAUCCAACACAACCAGCAGCUGAAUGUAACCCUGGCCUGGCCUGCUCUCAGCCAGCAGCCCAGCUGAGAAACCACCAGCAUGUCUCACUGUAGCACUUUCAACGCUUCACUGUAAGAGCACUCAGAAAAAAAGACGGACACCUUGAACCAGCUCAAACUUAAAAAAACAAUCAAACAAACAAACAAAAAACGAAAAAAAAAAAAGUGUUUUUAUAAUGUUUUUAUUCUGUAUAUCCAACAAUACUAAAAUGUAUGAUGUCACAUAAAAAUACAAAACAAACAAACAAACAAAAAAAACAAAACCGUUAUAUCCAAUGCUCCAGAGAAGUUUCGAUUAUUAAUACAGACAUGGUUAUGUGUUAUGUUGAUUAAGUUUUUGGGAGUGGCAACUGUAGACAUGAAAACAAAAACAAGAAAAAGAAUUGAAUACAUUAGAGUCCUCAAUCGUCUGCCGUGUUGUCUCUCAUUUGCCAGUAAUAUUUAUUAUUAUUCGUGGAGAUCCGUUGAUCAUCUGACUUAGCAAAUUCUGAUUAGCUGUCAGAGAAAACGCAUUAUUAUAUAUCAAUAAAAAAUAUUCCUACGAAAAACACAAGAUUUGUCACUUAAAGGGAUCCACGGAUUGAAAGACUUGUAUUUCUUAAAAGAUAAACAUUAUUAUGAUUUAAAAUAAUUUUAUAUUGAAACCCCUCUUGAUGUUUUCGUUUUUAUACAAUUUGUAAAAUUUGUUUAACUAAUAGGUCGCCAUUGUUGUUGACGUUGCAGGGCAGUGACGUAACAGGGUUACGCUGCCGGACUUCCAGAGUAUGACUCUAGCUUGUCAUCUGUUCAACCCUUUCAAUUUGAAACCGAGAGGAACAUUAACGAGCAUGACAGCACUGUCGAUAUUUCGCAAAAUGAGCAGCAAAAGCAAAACGAACAGACGAACACACGAGAGUGGGAAAAAAACAGUGUUCUACCAAAAUGUGCUACACCAACGAAACGUGCUACAAGAGGCGAAUCUGACACCCAAAGUAGGACCGUGCGCUUUCAGCUUGUUUUGUUUAGAUGAAUACAGACAGAACAUACUAAAGAUGCCUUAAGAAAAUACUCAAAUGUAGUAAUAUCAAAUAAGGCCGGUUAAAAUAUGCUACGUGACUAAUGUGGUCAACAGAUCAACAAUCUGCUAUAAAGCUACCACAAGAAAACAAUGCUUUAUUAAUUGUACGAGAGGGAAACACAUGCGAAAUGUACUUUGAGGCAAUGAAAAGGUAAUAAAAGACUCAAUAAAAACGCAAAUAGUAAGUACCCGCCACUUUUCACUGAUGAGCGCAUGUGUUGGACGUCUCGCCACGUCGAAGGAAUUGCAGUAACCCGGUAAGUUUUCGUCGAGUGACAGAGACAAUCUACUAGUACAUCAUUAACCCGAGCGUCCAUUGCGCGCUUAAAACAUGGUGCCCUCCGUAGGUCAAAACAUGUACUAAAUAUUAUAGAUUUUUAAAUCAAUGGCAAUAUUUUAUGUGUUUCUAAUAACAUAUUUUAGUUAAAAAGAACGAUAGUGGCUUAUUAGAACCAACAAGUCUUUAAGUCCGAGGUUCCCUUUAAGCCUUUAAAUCCAAAUCAGGAAUAUUAUUUACAACCAAAACUAGUAAUUUUA
Messenger RNA from Corythoichthys intestinalis (scribbled pipefish), 4071 nucleotides. RefSeq names its product phosphatidylinositol 3-kinase regulatory subunit gamma-like. Gene Ontology annotation, molecular function: 1-phosphatidylinositol-3-kinase regulator activity. Bases 889 to 2505 code for a protein of 538 amino acids. The transcript has 12 exons. The record is from RefSeq and is a predicted model, not a curated record. NCBI's taxonomy places the organism in Eukaryota, Metazoa, Chordata, Actinopteri, Syngnathiformes, Syngnathidae. Gene Ontology annotation, cellular component: phosphatidylinositol 3-kinase complex. Gene Ontology annotation, biological process: phosphatidylinositol phosphate biosynthetic process; insulin receptor signaling pathway.